GCUGUUGUGGUUGCUUAUGAUUUUAAGCGCGAACGUUUUCAUUUUUCACCCAAAUUUAAAAUGUUUUUUUUCAUCGACAAAAAGAGUAAAGAAACUGUACGACAGCCCAAUAAAAAGAUUCGUUAUCAUGAAUUCGGUAGCGGAGUUCUUGGUGAGGAAUUGAAGGCCCAAGUCGAUUUGAGCUCUAUAUCCUGCAUCAAUUGCAAUGGACCCCAUCAUAUAAAAAAUUGUCCGUUUCCCAAAAAUCCACUGAAAAUUCGGGCAAACCUUGCGGCUCUUAAAAGAAGACGGGCACGGUAUUUUCAUUGUGAAUCACUUGAAUGUCUUGAUGAACCUCACAGCAGCCCUCAAAAACAGAAUGAAAUGGCUGCAUUAAACAUGGGGAUCACAGACAUUGUUAAUGGCAUCAGCAGUCGUGAUAAAAGAAGAGAAUGCAUUGCUACCCAUGCUGCACGUAAAGUCUUUGGCAAUACAUGUAAUCCUGCUCAAAUUACUAAUCUGUUAGAGGCUGGAGUUGUUUCUAAACUAGUAACAUUUCUUGGUCAUUUUGGCAGCAUUGAUCUUCAAUCUGAAUCAGCCUGGGCUCUUCACAACUUGAUAUCAUCCACACCUUCACACACUAAAGCUGUCGUCAGUGCUGGAGCUGUAGCAGCACUAAUUGCAGUGUUGUUUGAGAAGAAUUAUCAGAAUGGUUAUAUCCGUGUGACAAGAAAUUACCAUUUAAUAGAGCCUGCUUUGCUUGCAUUGACAAAUAUUGCCGAAGAAGGGGCGGAGUCAAGGGAUGUCGUAAUUGGCCAGGGCAUAAUCAAUUCAUUGCUUAACUUGCUCAGAAAUGGCUCUUCGACUCUGUGUUUGCGUUAUAUUGCUAAGCUGUGCUGCAGCCUAAGUCGCAACCUUACCAAUAUCGUUGCGGUCGGACAAAUUCUUCCUGCUAUUUUUCAACUUCUGAACGAAGAGGACACCCACAUUUUGUCGGAGACUUGCUGGGCCCUUUCACGACUCACUGAUGGCCAUAGAGAUUGUAUACAAGAAGUCAUGGACGCUGGGAUUGUCGGUCGUCUCAUUCUAUUAAUGGAUUCCGUUGAAGAAACAGUUGUCCUACCUGUUUUAAGGAUUGUUAGUAACAUCGUGUUUGGUAGCGUUACUCAAACGAAUUCUGUCCUGGCUGCUGGUGCCUGUCCGUUGCUGGUCAAGCUGCUUGCUCAUUGCAACUUGAGUAUUGUACAAGAUGCUGCGCGGAUCUUGUCGAAUAUUGCUGCUGGCAACACCGUCCAGAUCCAAACUCUCAUUUCAAACAACGUCAUUUGCCCAUUACUGGAUGUUUUUGAGGACGGCAACUUAAAGGUCCAAAAGCAAGUAGCUUGGGCUAUCACGAACAUCAUAAUGGGUAUGGCUUCGCCUUACCCAAAAGUUAACAAACAUGCUAUUCUCAAUCUAUGCAAACUUGCUGGCAACGGACCAGAUCGCCGGGAACGCUUUAUGGAGCACGGCAUUGUGAAGCCGCUGAUAAACUACAUGAAAGAUGAUUCAUCGGUUGAAUUGAUGAGGAAUACAACCUGGACCAUCUCCUGCCUGUGCCGGAAGGAUUUCAAGAUCACCGCUGUCCAGCAGAUUUUUCCAACUCUGGCUCUCCUUCUAGACUGCAACGACCAAGAGAUACUGGUAAACAUCUGCACUACGUUCACCUACCUCAAAGAACCUCAAGAAAUUCAGUCUGUUGUGGACGCUGGGGUCCUCCCACGACUCGUUGCCUUAUUGAACCGAAAAGAGGUGGAAAUCCUCACUCCGCUCCAUGAAAUUAUUCAAAAUUUCGUUCGCAGCAGCGAAACUAUCCAGGGUUUAGUUUUGGCUUCUGGUGCAAAUGAGCUUCUAGUCAAUCUGAUGAACAACUCACAUUUUUAAAUUAACUCUUUAUUUUUCUCCGUGUUCCCUUCGUUUCCCCUUUAAAUUUCGACAACGUAUUUUUGUGUUUUUGAGAAUUUUAGACAAUUUUUUUUUCUAAAUUCAUAUCAGACAGUGGUGCAUGUGUGGGCGGAGGAUGGGACAAUAAAACGCAUUCCAUGCCAUA
Molecule: messenger RNA, 2068 nt
Organism: Daphnia pulicaria
Lineage: Eukaryota; Metazoa; Arthropoda; Branchiopoda; Diplostraca; Daphniidae
Product: importin subunit alpha-8-like
Exons: 6
Coding region: 61-1902 (613 amino acids)
Biological process (GO): NLS-bearing protein import into nucleus
Cellular component (GO): nucleus
Molecular function (GO): nuclear import signal receptor activity; protein binding
Source: RefSeq, a predicted model, not a curated record